Molecule: messenger RNA, 1830 nt
Organism: Rangifer tarandus platyrhynchus (Svalbard reindeer)
Lineage: Eukaryota; Metazoa; Chordata; Mammalia; Artiodactyla; Cervidae
Source: the annotation of a GenBank genome assembly
AUGGCCGACUGGGUCGGAUCGUGCUCUGAGGGCCGCAAAGCCCGGCGUCCCCGGGCCCCCCGAGACGUCGCGGGUACCAAGCGGACAAGUGCCUUGAACCAAGAAGAUGCUUCUCAAAGGAAAGCAGAACUAGAAGCAGCUGUCAGAAAGAAGAUUGAGUUUGAGAGAAAAGCUCUACAUAUUGUGGAACAGCUUUUAGAAGAGAAUAUUUCGGAAGAAUUCCUAAGGGAGUGUGGGAAAUUCAUCACACCUGCUCACUAUAGUGAUAUCGUGGAUGAGCGUUCUAUUAUCAAACUCUGUGGCUAUCCUUUAUGUCAGAACAAGCUAGGAAUUGUACCAAAACAGAAAUACAAAAUUUCUACCAAAGCUAAUAAAGUCUAUGAUAUUACUGAAAGAAAGUGUUUUUGCAGCAAUUUUUGUUAUAAAGCAUCUAAAUUUUUUGAAGCACAAAUUCCUAAAAGUCCAGUGUGGGUUCGCGAGGAAGAAAGACAUCCUGAUUUUCAGCUGCUACAGGAAGGACAAAGUGGUCCUUCUGGAGAAGAAAUACAGUUAUGCAGCAAAGCCAUUAAAACAUCAGAUAUUGACAAUCCUGGCCAUUUUGAGAAGCAUUAUGAAUCUAGUUCUUCUAGCACUCAUAGUGAUAGUAGCAGUGAUAAUGAGCAAGACUUUGUUUCCUCCAUUCUACCAGGAAACAGACCAAAUGCAACGAGUAUAAGGCCACAGCUGCACAAAAAAAGCAUAAUGAAAAAGAAAGCUGGUCAAAAAGUUAACUCUCAACGUGAAAGCAAAGAGCAAACAGUAGUAGAUGUCAUUGAGCAGUUAGGCAGUUGCAGAUUAGAUAAUCAGGAGAAAGCUACGGCUUGUGAACUUCCUUUGCAGAAUGCAAAUACACAGAUUUCUUCAAAUAGUUCUCUGCAAGAAAAAUUAGAAGCUUCAGAAAUUUCUGAUAUUAAAUACAGUAGUACAAAAGUAACUCUUGUAGGCAUAAGCAAGAAAAGUGCUGAGCAUUUUAAGAGGAAAUUUGCCAAAUCAAACCAAGUUUCUGGGUCAGCUUCCAGUUCAUUGCAGGUGUGCCCUGAAAUUGCAAAGGCAAACUUACUUAAAGCCCUGAAGGAGACUUUGAUUGAGUGGAAGACAGAAGAAACUUUAAGGUUUUUGUAUGGCCAGAAUUAUGCAUCUAUAUGUCUAAAAUCCUCCUCAACCCCUCUGGUUAAAGAAGAACUUGAUGAAGAUGAUACAAACUCUGACCCAUAUAGUCAUUCCCCUGCCUUGCAGGAGUUGAACAGCUUGGAUGAGUCUUUACCAUUUAGAGCCUCAGAUACAGCCAUUAAACCACUGCCAAGUUAUGAGAACUUGAAAAAAGAAACUGAAACAUUAAAUUUAAGGAUCAGGGAGUUUUAUAGAGGACGAUAUGUUUUGAAUGAAGAAACCACCAAAUCACAAGACUCAGAAGAGCAUGAUCCCACCUUUCCACUGAUAGAUUCAAGUUCUCAGAACCAGAUCAGAAAACGCAUCGUACUUGAAAAAUUGAAUAAAGUAUUGCCUGGACUUUUGGGACCUCUUCAGAUUACAUUAGGAGAUAUUUACACACAACUUAAAAAUCUUGUCCAGACUUUCAGAUUAACAAAUAGAAAUAUUAUACAUAAACCUGCAGAGUGGACCUUAAUUGCUUUGGUGUUGCUGUCAAUACUGACCUCAACUCUUGGCAUUCAGAAGCUUUCUCAGGAAAAUGUGAUGUCUACACAGUUCAUGACCACCCUGCUUGAAGAAUUGCAUUUAAAAAAUGAAGACCUUGAAAGUUUAACCAUCAUAUUUAGAACCAGCUGUUAA